Messenger RNA from Orussus abietinus, 8562 nucleotides. RefSeq names its product protein sickie (gene sick). The transcript is spliced from 17 exons. Gene Ontology annotation, biological process: nervous system development; neurogenesis. The record is from RefSeq and is a predicted model, not a curated record. Gene Ontology annotation, molecular function: ATP hydrolysis activity. The annotation marks the transcript as partial. NCBI's taxonomy places the organism in Eukaryota, Metazoa, Arthropoda, Insecta, Hymenoptera, Orussidae.
AUUACCAUCACCAUACAAUAAGCAGGCGGGGGCGGUCGGCGUGGGGGUUGGUCCAGGGGGGACCAGCAUCCCUUUGCCGGCCACUGUCGCUGCCACCAGGAGAUGUCCCCCUGAUAAAGUCAGACCAGCUCCUCAACCUGGUCACCAGACACAAUUAGGACUCAAGCACGGAGGUGGUGGUCUCGGUAGUGCCAGCAGCUCCAGGAGUACCAGCCCAAGUCAACAGCAACCUCCUCAAGGUGGACUUUCCUUUAUCCCCCAACCAAGAGGACCUAACUCGGGCAGACAACCUCCGGCGACCACCCCAAGCCCACGAGCAUCGACGGUUGGUCGUCCAGGUGGUUUGAGAGCUCCUCAACAGUCUCCGUACACAGGGCCACCAGCGCCUCAUCCGCAGGGAAAGAAUUCCGUCCUGGACAAAUUUAAGUUGUUCAACAACAAAGAGAAAAACCAGGAUCGCGCGAAAGCGUCUUCAGCGGUCUCCAAGAGGACCUCCAGCUCCUCAGGAUUCUCUUCGGCGAGGUCGGAGCACUCGGACAGCUCCACGUCCCUAUGCGAUCAGAGCAAGGUUCAGGUGGAAUCCCCAAAGAGUCGGGCUUUGAAAUCGAAGUUGCAGGUGAAACAGGCUAAGCAGGCAAGUCCAAAAACUGCCAGGAAGGAGCAGGCAAAGGCACAGAGCAAGAUCGCCAGGACGAAAGGACCCGAGAAAUUGGUCUACGCUCCACCGGUGGAGGAUGCGAAACAGAAAAUCGCCAACGCCCCGUCGAAAUUCUCCCUGGACAAAAAGACCGUCGCCAGUUUCGACCUAUUGAAACAAUCAGCCCAGCUGCAGAAGCCUAAUUCGGGUCUAACUGCCCCCAAGGUUCCCCAGGACCCGAAGAUCCUGCCCAGCCUGAAGAGCGAGACCAAACAGAUACAGAAGCCAAAGAUGGACCAAGUGGGCAAAAUCUCAGACCCUAAACUCAACCUUCAAGCCCUAAGAGCACCUCCGAAUGGACUGAACAAGGAUCUCCUCGUUCAGAAGGGGCUGAUGACAACAGGGAACGAGAGCAUCAAACAGGUAAACGAGCAUCUCGCAAGGAGCCCCACUCGCGAGGACGCAAACUCGAACUUCGACAAAACCCUGAGCAUGAACCAGGCUAACUUGUCGGGAAACGAGACAAAAGGGCUUGAGAGCGACAUUGGAGCGAAGGAUUUCCAGGAUCCUCAACAGGGUCUCAUGACCGGGGUCAUAGUUUCAUCGCCGGAGCAUCAUCUGGUGGAUGGGGUUCAGGGACCCGAUCGAAACGAUCGAUUAAGUCCUAGGAAUAUCUCUGGGAUCAACGAGAAAAAUGAGGAAUCCAUGUCGGCGAACAGGUUUAUCUGCGUUCAAGAGCCCACAGGGUUGAGUCAAAUCCCUGAAAAUGUCCCGGGGAAGCAACCACCUUCGGCGAAUUCUCCUCAGCACGCGAACAUCCCUACUUCUGGGGUCAGUCCGGGAUCCAACAUUCCAAAACCAACGGCCCUGGUCAAGGGUACUUCGAAACCUCCGAAGGAGUGUAACGUUCCGGGGGUCCCAACCCCCACGAAGCUGAAAGGCGAGUCCCUGCAUAGGAAACUGGACCCCAACACCGUGGCCAUGGUCUCGCCGAUGCCAAGCAUUUCCGACCUGAUGUCCGAGAGCUCCCACAGCAAUUCCAACAGCACGGGCCAGAGCAACUCCAGCGACAGCAGCGUCAUAUACAGACCCAGCAGCGAAAGCGGCAGCGAAAUCAAGACCAUCCCCAACAGGAAAAUCGAGACCACUUUCGAGCAGAUCGAGAAGGUCCUGUCGGAGGGUUCCUGCGGAGGUUCCAUAGCGGACGACGAAGCCGAGAUGACGGUGAAACCGAUGCAACCCCUUCUUCGAGGUUACACCCCUGGAACCAGAGGCCUGCAGACAUUGCCAAGUAGGACAGCUACCAGACAGUACACCGUACUGCACUCUUCCUCGCACCACCACGUGGGCCACGAUUACACGGACAUCGACAUCGCCUCUGGGUACCUCAGCGAUGGAGAGAUCCUCAGAGGUGGCAUGAGUGUCGGUAGCAGGACACUUUCCGAUCUCUGCGACGGAUACAUGUCCGAGGGCGGAGCAUCCCUCUACUCGAGGAGGAUCAAUCCGUCUUACGGUCACGACCACGACAGAUUCGUCAGCAGCUCUAGGAGGGAACUGUCAGGGGUGAAGGAGUUGGUCAACUCCAGGAGAGUGCAAAAGCGACCAUCCGGGAGCAGCAGGACCGAUGGAGGCUGCAUUGCUGGGAGCAGGAACAUCGUCGGGGGUGGAUUGCUAGGGGGCUGCAGCGGAGGCAGCGACGCCCUGGCGGAACUCACCAUAGAGGACCUGGCAUCCAUUCCUGCUGGGAACCACACCUCCUCCAAUCACACCGGACAUCCGUCUCACCACAAGAGGGUGCCGGGCGGCGGUAGCGUCGUCGUGGGGGGUGGCGUCGGCGGGGGAAGUACGGCCACCCCCCAAGGAGUACAACAGGGCAACAACCUAGUGUACCGCGUGGUGAGUUCGCGACACGCCGGAGGCGGCCACCACCCCCACGUUAAGAAGUCCGACAGUGCCCAGCAGACCGAGAGUUCGGCCUUCAAGCAACACCAACAGCAGCAAGGCUCCAACUGCUCAAAUAGCAACUCCAACAGCCAACAAUGGAAGAAGUACAUCGAGGCUGGUGCAGCCAGGGAGAGAGACAAGGACGGGGCUCCUCCGAGUCCUAGCCCUUCCAGGCGAUCGCAGGAGAAGCACAGGAAGCAAACUAUGGCCGAGUACGCAAACGGAGAGAAGCCGCAGAAGGUGUCAUCGGGAACGUCAACAGGCAAUAGCAGUAAAGUCAGGGGUGUGCCCCAAAGCUUUGGGUACGUCAAGAGACACAGUGCUGGCACCAGUCCGAGUCCAAAUGGCUCGCAAAAUGGCAGCAAGGAUGCCGCGAGGACCGCGCAAGUCAGCGCCGUGCCCAGGACGAAGGUUAAAGUUUCGGGAGGCACUCAGACGUGCACGACGGAGCUGCAGGCGAACUCCUCGGGGUCGAAUCAGGGGCAUCAUUACAAGAGCUAUAGCCUCACUGGACCAAGUGCGAGCCAGCUCUCACAGUCUGUUCGAGAUCGGUUGAUGCUCGGAUCGCAAAGCCUUCCAAAGCCGGGAAGUCCUGAAUUCACUGCCCUAUUUGCCGCGGCUCAUCACAGAGAACGUGGCAAUGGCCCGGGGCCGACGUCUUCGUCGUUCUCGCCCCGUGUCUUGAAGCCUUCGGAUGGAAGUCUUAGCGAUACUUGCAGCAAUUACGCUGCUCCGGAUCUUCAGGGAUAUUACGCUCCCAACAGUCCGUACACCACUUCCUGGAUGAGGCACAGUAACACGUACACGCCCAGUGGUCGAUCUCAAGGAAUGGGACUCUGCGAAGCUGACAGCGUAGAAUCCUUGGGAUCACACAGAGCAAGUCUAACACACGCUCGGCUUCUGAUGCACCAGAGAGAUUCGACGGGGUCUCCUGCUCCUCCCAGGCUCAAUAGGAGCAACUCUAUCAGGUCGACGAAGAGCGAGAAGAUGUAUCCUUCGAUGCUCGCGCGAGGAAGCGGAACUUCGUCCUCGGUCGGUGAAGAAGGUGUAGGAAUCGGCAUGGGAGUCGGGGUUGAACCUUAUUACAGCGUGCCCGUGGGAUCGGCGGGAUGUUCCGGUCAACAUUGGUCUCAACCCACGUCUCCUACUCCAACACAUGCCUCGAGACAGCCGCCGAAUCUUUAUCAACAUGUCCAUAAGGAUGAUGACAUUCAUGGAUCGUCCGUUUCUCUGGUGUCCACGGCGAGCAGCCUCUACAGUUCUGCCGAGGAAAAGCAGGCCCACGAGCUCCGAAAACUGAGACGAGAACUCCUCGACGCCCAGGAAAAAGUCCACUCCUUGACCAGUCAACUCUCAACAAAUGCCCACGUGGUGUCAGCCUUCGAGCAGUCCCUUUCCAACAUGACCCAAAGGUUGCAGCAACUCACGGCCACCGCCGAGAAGAAGGAUUCCGAGCUGCAGGAGCUGAGGGAUACGAUCGAGAGGCUGAGGAAACAGAGCGCCGAAGCUGGCCUGAACAACGGACCGGCGAACGGUCGCAGGCACACCCUGGGCGAUUCCGAGGGCACCACCGGAUGCACCGGGAACAGCAAUCAUCACCAGGGCUCUUCGAUGGCGAGGCAAUUGUCAGCCGACAGCGUGACUUCCUUGAAUUCCCUCAGCAGCGCCUGUUCCGCCAGCAGCCACCACAAGAAGAAGGGUUGGCUGAGGAGUUCCUUCUCUAAGGCGUUCUCCAGGUCCAGGAAGAACAGACACGGAUCGGUCUCCGAUGCUGAGGACUGCAAGGACGGCCCGGGUGAUCUCAGUGCGCCAAAUAGCCCCAGGUUACCCACUGCAGUCAAGCACGAGUCCGCCCAAGGCCAGGGUCAUGGCCAGCAGGGGUCAGGGUCCAGGACCAAUGGUCAAAAGUCGCCGGAACACGAGAACAACCUCAGCGGUAGCAAGAGCAGCUCGGCCCUCUACAAGAAGGAGGACGAAGACGUUGACGAGCUGAAGAAGCAGCUCAGGGAGAAGGACAUGGUACUCACGGAUAUCCGGCUCGAGGCCCUGUCCUCUGCUCAUCAGCUGGAGUCGCUUAAGGACACGGUCAUCAAAAUGAGGAACGAAAUGCUGAACCUGAAGCAAAAUAACGAGCGUCUGCAGCGUCUGGUGACCUCGAAGUCGCUGACGUCCUCUCAAUCGUCGCUGCCCAGCGACCCGGAGCGCCGUUUCAGCAUGACGGAAGUGGCCUCGAGCGUGGCAGCCCUCUCCAACGGGGACAACGCUUCGACGGCGGACCAGUUGGAGGACUUGAACGUCCCCGAGCACCCCGUGGUACCUCCCAGUACGACGACCUCGUCGGAGCCCCCUCUGGAACAGGAUACGGACGGAAAGCGUAUCAACGUGGCCAUCUAUCUGGGCGGCGAGAACACCUUCAACUACAACGCGCCGUUCAACAGCAACAACGAGGGAGGCAGCGAGCCGGCUCACUGCAUCAUCGCCAACGUCUGCAUAUCCAACAAGACCUCGUGGGACGCCUUGGACUCGACCGUAAGAAGGUGUUUCAAGGACUACGUGUCCAGGGUGGACCCUGUAACGAAUCUGGGAUUAGGAGUCGAAUGCGUGGCCGCCUAUUACCUCGGCGAGGCCUCUAGGUGCAUCACGGACUCUCAGCAUCCGGAGCUUCUGCCUUGCGGCUACCUCGUGGGUCACGUGAAGACGAUCUAUCUGGUUCUGUCCGGGUACUCCUGGCUGGCCGUUGAUACCUUAAUUCCCAGGUCGAUCGUCCAGCGACUGGUCUCCCUGCUGACCGAGCACAGAAGAGUCAUUCUUUGUGGUCCCAGCGGUACCGGGAAAAGCUACCUCGCCGGCAAGUUGGCGCAUGCCCUGGUGGAUACCGACUCCGACAUCAAGGAUGCCGCCGCCGUGGCGACGUUUAAUGUCGAUCACAAGUCCAGCAAGGAGCUGAGGCAAUACCUGGCGCACAUUGCCGAGAGGUGUGACUCGAAUGCUGCCGAUGAACUCCCCAGAGUGAUUAUCUUGGAGAAUCUCCAACAUGCGGCUUCGCUUGGGGAGUUGUUCAGCGGUCUUCUGGGCACCAGGCAUUCUUCCUGUCCAGCCAUCAUUGGUACCAUGAGCCAGGCUACCUGCAGUACCACCAAUCUGCAAUUACAUCAUAAUUUCAGAUGGGUUCUCUGCGCCAACCAUAUGGAGCCUGUAAAGGGAUUCCUGGGUCGGUAUUUACGGCGCAAACUUCUCGAACACGAGCUCCGGGAAUCCGGAGGUUCGAGGAACGCGGAAAUGGCGGCUGUCGUAGAGUGGCUUCCUCGGGUUUGGCUCCAUCUCAACAAGUUUUUAGAGACGCACAGUAGCUCGGAUGUAACAUUAGGUCCUCGGCUGUUUCUGCCGUGCCCGAUGGAAGUUGCGGGCUCCCAGGUCUGGUUCACGGAUCUGUGGAACUACUCCGUGAUCCCAUACCUGGUGGAGGCCGUCAGAGAAGGCUUGACCCUCUACGGAAGACGCGUGGCUGGAAACGGGAACAGCGACGCGGCGUGGGAGGAUCCAGCCCAGUUCAUCACCUCGAGCUAUCCUUGGAUCUCGACGCACGCCGUCCACGGAGGAAGUGACGCCCUUCUUCGUUUGCGGCCCGAAGACGUGGGCUACGACGUCGUCAGUUCUGGACACGCAUCCGGCGUCGGCAAUUCCAGCGUCAAGAGCCUGGGCAGCACUCACAGCGACAACGAGGGCGAUCCUCUGCUCAACAUGCUGAUGAGGCUACAGGAAGCAGCCAAUUACUCGAGUCCGCACAGCAACGACAGCGAUUCGGUCACAUCUCUCGACUCCUCGCACACGAGGCACUCCGAGGACCUUAGCUCCUCGACGUCCUCCUCAAAGGGCGUCGAGUCCGCCCUUUAGAACAUCCCGUCCCUGACGGCGAUUCCAGCAUGAAUUCCUGACGGCGGGAUCGAAGAGGACGUCUUUUUGACCUUUCUUCCGUUCGAAGAAUCGUAGGGACAGAGGAUCUUGGAUUCGCACGAGAAUCCGACUGGCCAGCCAGAUUUCAGGUCCUGGUUACGAUAGGCUUUGGUUUCCAGUUUUCAUCCCUGGUUUCCGUAGCUCGGCCGUCUCGUAAUGAAACACAGUUACUGCAGUAUUCGUAGCUCUUGUUGCGUUCAGACGCCAGCACGUCUCGUGGACUACGAAACGGUUUUUGGUAGCUCUCCAGGGGACAGUUUCUUUGAUAGUACAAUGUAAAUUCAUUCCAAGAUCUCCCGAGGAUGGACAUGCUUUAAAUCGGCAAUUAAAUUAGCUUCCGUUCCAGUUACAAUGGCGAUUUCUUCCGAGUACGGUGUCCGUUGCAAGGGGGGAGAGCUCAGCCUCCUUUUAUUUUUUUUCCGCCUUCCGGGAGAAGGAAAGAAAUUCUUACGGUUUCGUCCCAUAAUUACGGCGUUCUAACAAAUUUAAACGCGUUGCCGUAGUUAAUUUUACAAUAGCUGAAUGUUAAGUAGAUUUUAGUUGCUGUGCUUUGGCACGGGACAACCAAGUUCCGUGGAAGCACGUGAGACGGAACGUGGAUGACUUUGUAGCCCAGCCAGGGGGAUACCAAUCCAUCCUUGAUCUAAACUCGUAAACGUUCACCGAUCGAUCGAUCCUUCUCUUUUUGUUUUAUCUGCGAUUUUAAGAGAGGAGCAAUAUAGCGUGGACCUUGAGUAAUAGUCAGCUAGAUAGGCCUAGACCUUAGCUCCUGAAAAUACGCUUGCACAAGAACGACGUCGAUGUCCGGUUGCAGUCUAAGAAGUUAUCACUUUAGAGGCGGCCUAUCAACGUUUCCGCAAGCGCCUGGCAUUUCGGUGUGAUAUCGUAAUUAAUUUAACGCGUAGCAAAACACGGAGCGAGCCAUUAUUAAGUGUUUCUCGAUAAGCGUAAUCACUAUGCGAUGCAAUAAGCUGACCUGCCGUAUCGGCCGUACGAUUAUAUUUUUUAGUUAAAGGACGCGUUUUUUUUCCCCGCGAAUCCCGUGUCGGUUCUUUCUAAACGAAAUGCACACUCGCCAAGGGAUCUGUAAGGAUCGAUCCGAUGAUCGUAACGGUGCAUACAGUAUUAUAGAAGGUAUAAGAGCCAGCUUCAAGCCGAGCGCUGCUAGGGUGUCUUUCGAUGUUAAUUAACGUUGUAUUUUCGAGAAGGAAGUUCUUCGUAGAUGUAGCUCAUAAUCGAAAUUGAUUCUUCGGUCCGCCAAGGCUUGGAUCAGUAUUGCCACUGAUCUCGGUAACGAGAAACGGUUCCGAUACGUCGGCUCCUCUUUCAGACCCUGAUGUACCUCUAGAUCUCGAUAGAGUUGAUACCGAGAAUACUAGCAGCGCCCUUCGAAGUGAGAACUGGCCACGUGCAAAUAUAGUCUGUUUAUACAUAACUUCCUACAAAGUUCUAUUUAAUUAAAGAAUGUUGAUACGAUAAUAUAUACCUAACGACGCUGCCGCUGAGUUUUAUAUAUAAUAUAUAUUACGAAUAAUGCCGAAUAAGAGGUCGAUGAUUAGACUAAGAUACGUGAGUAACUCUGGUCAUAUAUAUUGUUGUAAAUAAAUAUGCGAGAGAUGCAAGCUCGGUAUUGGGGCAACGCGACGUGGUACGCGGAGUCUCGUCGAAUUUGAACGUCAAUAGAGUUGUUUGUAAAGAAUGAGAUGCAUUUUAAGCCGACUUUUUUCAUUAACGCUAAAAUUGGCGUUCACCCUUAGUUGCCGAUUAUAUAAACGAACGCUGACGGAUUAUACAUAUUGUACUUCGCAUUAUCGAAUCGAGGUCCGUCAACGUCCUCGAUUUCUUUUUUCUGAUGUGCGCGAAGCAGAUAUCCUUGAUACGACGUGUGCAUACAAUGUAAUCGUUAUACAGUCGCAUUUACAGGUUUUUUACGUUUAUACCGUAUUUAUACGCUGUAUGGCGCCACAUCCGAACUUUAUCCAAAUAACGAUAGUUAUUGUGUCAUAAAUAAAACCAUUUAAACAUUA